AUGAAGAUAUCCAUCCCACUCCUCGCAGCCGCAGCUGUGCUCCCAUCAGCCCUCGCAUGGGGUGCUGCGGGGCACGAGAUUGUUGCCACCAUCGCCCAGAUCCAUCUCCACCCGCACGUCCGCGACAAGCUCUGCAGCGUCCUCCCCCAGGCCGCCCACUGCCACCUCGCACCCAUUGCUGCGUGGGCAGAUGCCGUCAGGAGGCGGUAUCCCGAGACGGGACCCAUGCAUUAUGUCAACCCCAAGUAUGACCACCCGGCCGACCACUGCGAGUUUGGCGAGAAUGGCUGGAUCAACGAGGACGUCAAUGUCCUCACUGCCAUUCUGAACAAGACCCAGGCCGUGGCCGACGGCGAAGGUGACAUUGCGCUUCGCUUCCUCGUCCACUUUAUCGGCGACCUGCACCAGCCCCUUCACCUUACAGGCAGGGAAAAGGGCGGCAACGGCGCGCUGUUCCGCUUCGAAGGCCGUGCCAGGAGCCUGCACUCGGUCUGGGACUCUGGCAUUCUCACCAAGAACAUCCGCGAGCUGUCCAACUACACCACCCCGCUGCCGUCCAAGCAGAUCGAGGACAACCUCCCCGGUGCCAUCUUUGACUCAUACGUCCGCUGGAUCGUGUGGGAAGGUAUCCGCGAGUGGUGGGCCGAUGACCUCGACGAGUGGCUCGCGUGUCCCGCCGACGGCGACCCGUACCCGCACUCGAGCCUGGGCUCGUAUCCCGCCGAUUUCAAGACACAGGCCACCGCGUCGCGCGGCAGCGUGCUCGAGGGCGCGCUCGAUAUCGCCCACGCCGCUCUUGACGUGUUGCCCGACAUGCUCCACGGCCUGGUCGCGCCGUUCGUUCCGGCCCCAGCCAAGUUGACCCAGGGGUUCAACCAGAAGCUGCUCGCCAACACGCCCGCAAUCCUGUCCGCUACAGGUAGCGAGUUCAAGCAGCCUGCCUGCCCCUAUACCUGGGCAAAGGCCAUCCACGGACUCAACUGUGACGUUUGCUGGCCCACAGAGUACACUGGCUCGGGACCGCUCAUCGAGCUCGACACGGACAGGUACCUGGGCCACAUUGGCCGCGAAAAGAUCAUGGAGAAGCUCCUGGCUAUGGGUGGAUUGAGGCUGGCCAAGGUCCUCAACGAGGUGUUUGGUGACGCCAACGUCACCACCUCGGCACUCAACCUCGACUACGCAUAA
This is a messenger RNA of Apiotrichum porosum, 1185 nucleotides long. RefSeq lists its product as uncharacterized. The transcript is spliced from 5 exons. NCBI's taxonomy places the organism in Eukaryota, Fungi, Basidiomycota, Tremellomycetes, Trichosporonales, Trichosporonaceae. Gene Ontology annotation, biological process: DNA catabolic process. Gene Ontology annotation, molecular function: nucleic acid binding; endonuclease activity. Bases 1 to 1185 code for a protein of 394 amino acids. The record is from RefSeq and is a predicted model, not a curated record.